This is a messenger RNA of Leucoraja erinaceus (little skate), 2835 nucleotides long. RefSeq names its product cell division cycle associated 5 (gene cdca5). The record is from RefSeq and is a predicted model, not a curated record. The transcript is spliced from 4 exons. Lineage: Eukaryota; Metazoa; Chordata; Chondrichthyes; Rajiformes; Rajidae. The annotation marks the transcript as partial.
AGGAGGUGGGACAGGGAGAACGUUUACUGGGCUUGCGUGUGGAGCUGGGACAGUGGGGCAGCGGUGGGGGGGCUCGGUUCACAGUGAUCACGGCCCCAGGGUCAUGGAUUCAUUCUGCCUUCCUUUCAGAAGCACCGCUAUCAUCGAGAAGAAGGUCCAGUCGACUGUCGGCAACGGAUACGGAGGAAAUCACAGUUCCAACUGUCAAACGGCCCAUCGUUUUGAAGAAGAUUCGACCACAAAGCAAAGCUUUGGCCGAGGCGGUGAAGGAGAACGUGUGUGAGGGUCCGGUGGUGACGGGACGCGGUGCUGAGGGACGUGUCACCCCCUCGCUGCCCCUCACCGCGAGCCCCACUAACCGGGAGCCGCUACGCUCUCCGCCCUCGGAGUUGCCAGACCAGCUGUCGGCCCGGAAGGUGCGGCGCUCCUACAGCCGGCUCAGCCCGUUUGGCACGCAGAUCGGCAACAGCAGCGACGGCUCGGACACGUCCACGCCGGACCCACGCCACCCCGCCCGCCGAUCCUUCUUCGGCUUCGAGAGGCUCCUGCACGCCAAGCCCGGGCCCCCCGUCUCGCCGGUGAAAGCCGGCAGCCCCAGGGAGGCAUCACCGUCAUUUACCACCCCGGCCACCCAGCAGAUGACUGGCGGCGUUCCCGGCGUUCCCGACGCCAAGGAGAAGCGCAGGAAGAGGAAGGUGGCUCCCAUCGAGACGUCGACAAUGGACCAGUGGGCCGCGGAGAUGAACGCCACCUUCGCAGAGGCCGAGCGCUUUGACCUGCUGGUGGAGUGACCACCGACCCCCCCCCAACGGGUCAGUGCCGGACCCACGGACACGAUAACUCACGGCAGGUAGCGGUGAUGCCGGUGAACACUUCACCCAAUAGUUGUAGGAAGGUGGCGGCGAUGUGUGUGUCUGUGUCUGUCUCUGUGUGUGUGUGUGUGUGUGUGUGUGUGUCUGUCUCUGUGUGUGUCUGUCUCUGUGUGUGUGUGUGUGUGUCUGUCUGUGUGUGUGUGUGUGUCUGUCUGUGUGUGUGUCUGUCUGUGUGUGUGUGUCUGUCUGUGUGUGUGUGUCUGUCUGUGUGUGUGUGUGUGUGUCUGUCUCUGUGUGUGUGUGUCUGUGUGUGUGUGUCUGUGUUCCUUUGGCAACCCUCGCCCACACACCACCGGUCUAACAGUAACAGCCCGUUCACUGAGGUCUCAUCGUCGCGGACGAGAACCGUGGCUGGGACCACCUCACUCUGUCUCCACUUCAUGCGGUUUUCCCCAGCGCCCCCCCCCCCCCCCCCCACCACACACGGACUGCCAGAGGCCACGCACCGUGUUUCUCCCGCACGUGUUGUAUUCUCGGUGUCUCCCCUUUGUGAAAUACGUUCAUAAAUCAGGACAAGAUAACUGUUUGCAAACAUGGGCUCGUCACUGAGUGGGGAAGAAAAAAAUCAUUAGGCUGCAGGGUGUGAUGUUUUUAUAAAUCAAAGUGUGAAGAUUGAUCUGCGGUGAAAUGUGUCUCUGCGGCCUCACACACACACACACACACACACACAGAGACACACACACACAUACACCCACACACACACACACUCACACACACACACACACACACACACACAGCGGGCUCAGGGCAGUCUGUGAUUGUUACACUGCAGGGUGGGCGCUUCUCCAUAGUGAUAGCACAGUUAGGCCAUUCGGCCCAACGAGUCUACUCCGCAAUUCAAUCAUGGCUGAUCUAUCUCUCCCUCCUAACCCCAUUCUCCUGCCUUCUCCCUGUAACCCCUGACGCCCGCACUAAUCAUGAAUCUACCUAUCUCUGUCGUAAGAAUAUUCUAUGAUGGCCUCCACAGCCGUCUGCGGCAAUGAAUUCCACAGAUUCACCACCCUCUGGCUGAAGAAAAUCCUCCUCAUCUCCUUCCUAAAGGAACAUCCUUUAAUUCUGAGGCUGUGCCCUCUGGUCCUAGACUCUCCCACUAGUGGAAACAUCCUCUCCACAUCCACCCUAUCCAGGCCUUUCACUAUUCAGUGAGUUUCAAUGAGGUCCCCCCUCAUCCUACUAAACUCCAGCGAGUACAGGCCCAGCGCAGUCAAACGCUCAUCACAGGUUAACCCACUCAUUCCUGGGAUCAUUCUUGUAAACCCCCUCUGGACCCUCUCCAGAGCCGGCACAUCCUUCCUCAGAUACGGGGCCCAAAGCUGCUCACAAUAUAUUCCAAAUGAGGCCUUACCUGCACCCUUUAGUCUCAGCAAUAGAUCCCUGUUUUUGUAUAUAGUCAUAGAGUGAUAGUGAGGAAAUGGGCCCUUCGGCCCAACAUGCCCAAACCGGCCAACCUGUUCCAGCUACACUAGUCCCUCUGGUGUGGGCAAGUCUACAAGGUCUCUUGUAAUAAAUGCUAGCAUUGAGUUUGCUUUUGUUACUACCUCUGGGUAAAUACAGGCAGCCACCACACGGUCCUUGACAGAUCUGGGUCAGGAUCCAGUGGCAUGGAGUCCAAGACGACCUGAGACCCUAUCCUGCUGCAGUCUUCAUCUGACUUCCCAGCCGUUGUGACGGUCCACUAAGGUCAGCCAUCGUCCUCCGCCUGUUCCACCGUUGACACAAAAUGCUGGAACUCCAAAGAAGGGUCUUGACCUGAAAUGUCACUCCGUUCCUUCUCUCCAGAGACGCUGCCUGUCCCGCUGAGUUACUGCAGCAUGUUGUGUCUAACUCUGUGUAGGUCACUGCUCUCAGCGAUGCCGUCUGCAAGGCCACAUGAAUUCCCUUUACCGGUGGAAGCCGGCUAAUACCGCAGUCGUUACACUUUGUAUUUUGUACAGGAAGCAACUAAUAAACAGUGAUUUGUAAA